CGGUUUUCACUCUUUCGGUCUCAAAUCACACACAAAUCAGUGUUGCUGCUGCGGACGGAGUCCUGGUGAUUUAAGAAGCUACUGAAGCAAGUUUGAAAGGGAAUUUCAGUAUGAGCAAGUCUAGGGAUAGGAUCAGUAACUUACCUGAAUCACUUCUGCACCAUAUCAUUUGUUUCCUGGAAAUCAAGGAUGGCGCUCGUACUAGCGUAUUAUCGAAAAGAUGGAACUCAAUUUGGACCUCCAUCCCCACCCUUAGGUUCCACAUGCCUCUUUCCUGUUGCAUCCCUCCCUCAUCCGCCGAGACCGAUAAAUUCAUGGAUUUUGUGGAUGGAACAUUGCAUCGUCAUAAUUCGUCAAAUAUAGAUAACUUCUUUCUCUUCUGGCGUGAGCACUUGAAUGAAACUCGGGUUCAUUCAUGGAUCUCUACUGUAACAAGGGGGACGUUAAAGAGCUCCGUCUAUACUUAAACCAAACUCAACCCUUAUUUAUCCCAGUAUCUCUUUUUACUUGUGAAUCACUGACAUCGUUGGAGCUAGGAGCAGAAAAUAAUGUCACUCUUCCUAAAUAUAUUUCUUUUCCAAGACUCAAGCGCCUUAAACUUCAAAAAUUUGAGUUUAGCGACGAGUGCUGGAAUGAUGAACUCUUUUCAAAUUCCACUGUCCUUGAAGAGUUGAUUCUGGACUUCUGCAUUUUUCGUAUGAGGAAUUUCUGUAUUUCAAUUCCUACGUUGAAGCUUUUGAGAAUUCGUUGUUCGGAGCACGUGAUAGAUGGUUUACAAGACUGUGCUCUCAGAAUUAAUGCACCAAGUCUGUUGACAUUCGCCUACUGGGCCGAUGUUGCAAAAGAAUAUGCCAUGCCUAGCUUUCUAACGCUGGUGGAAGCAGAUGUUCGCUUUAAAUUAGGAAAAAAAGGUGCGCAAAUAAGUCUGUUACUUCGAGCCCUUGCACAUGUGAAACGUCUAACUUUCAGUGAUUCAACCCUACAGGCUAUCUGCUCUGCAUAUGAUUUGUCGAACAAUUUGCUGUCAUUUCAUAAUGUCAAAGUGUUGAACGUAUCUGACGUAUUAACCACAGAUCAAGGACUUAUUGCUUUGCUCAAAGCAGUACCUAAUCUGGAGUUGCUCGUAUUUAACGAGUAUAUGAAUGAUGAAGAAGAAGAAGAUAGUGAUGAGGACGACAGUGAAGGCGCUCAGGACGAUGAUCCCGACUCUGUUGAGGGCGAAAACAACCAUGGCAAUGAAGACAAAGGAGAUGUCUCUGACGCUGUUGAGUGUGACGACGAAAGCAAAUAUGGCAAUGAUGAAGAUGAUAGUUGGGCGCUCAGUACUGUGACCACUGGGUGUUUGUUUCCACAUCUUAAAUCAGUUUUCUUUGAGCAAUUUGUUGGGAACCCAAGGGAGCUGAAGUGGGUGAAACUGAUUUUGAAGAAUGCAAAAGCUUUGCAAAUGAUGAAUAUUCGUGUCUAUGGUGAUUAUUUCUGUUUUGUAAUUGGGAAAAGUGAAGAAGAACUUAUGGCAGAGAUACCAAGUUUUCCAAGAGCCUCAACAGGUUGUGUGUUUAGAUUCUGUUCUUUGGAUGGGAUCUCGGUUAUUCAUUGAAAACAAAAUUAGGUUAAAAUCAGCUUUAUUUCAGUCUCUUACUGUACAUCCGACUGUUAUUCAUUUCUGAUUCAGACUCAGAAAAUGGUGAACCAUAUGAAGAAUCCCAAAAAUGAAACACGAGUCUGAGGUUUCUGUUGUAGACUGCAAAUUUGUCUGUCUGGCUUGAAAAUUACAAUUACAAUUUGUU
Molecule: messenger RNA, 1787 nt
Organism: Papaver somniferum (opium poppy)
Lineage: Eukaryota; Viridiplantae; Streptophyta; Magnoliopsida; Ranunculales; Papaveraceae
Product: F-box protein At4g22280-like
Exons: 4
Coding region: 416-1597 (393 amino acids)
Source: RefSeq, a predicted model, not a curated record